AUGCUGACAAAAUUUAAUCAAGCAUAUUCAGAAUUAAUCGGGAAACUACCUCCUUCACUAGAAAAUGAAGCUUGGAAACGUCUUAUUUCUAGAAAGCGAAAUCCAAUAACAGAAGAGGACGCUAGUACCAUUAACCCCUUAAUAGAAUCAUUUUUGAAUCACGAAGCUUGGAGACGAUUUCAAGAGAAAGAGCCAUCGAAUGCACAGCUUGCAUGGAAUAGCUUACCGAAUGAUAAUACUCCAGAUGAUAAGAAAUUUUUAGGUUUAACUCAACAUAAAAUAAAAAAUCCUCAGACUCGAGAACAAUUUAAUCAGUGGCGUACUAAAUGGAUUGAAUUAUAUAAAAACGAUCCCAUGAUGCGCAGUUCCAUUAUUAAUAGACAAUAUGAAGAAUAUUAUAUUCCAUAUAAUUGGAUAGAUUCUAAAAAGAGUCAAUUGUGGACUAGAUUCCAAAAGCGACUUUUAGAAAUAGAAGCGUAA
This is a messenger RNA of Entrophospora sp. SA101, 480 nucleotides long. Lineage: Eukaryota; Fungi; Glomeromycota; Glomeromycetes; Entrophosporales; Entrophosporaceae. The record is from the annotation of a GenBank genome assembly.